Messenger RNA from Folsomia candida, 1320 nucleotides. Its product is annotated as DNA repair protein RAD51 homolog 4. Gene Ontology annotation, cellular component: Rad51B-Rad51C-Rad51D-XRCC2 complex; centrosome; replication fork. Lineage: Eukaryota; Metazoa; Arthropoda; Collembola; Entomobryomorpha; Isotomidae. The coding region runs from base 242 to 1237 and encodes 331 amino acids. Gene Ontology annotation, biological process: telomere maintenance; double-strand break repair via homologous recombination; reciprocal meiotic recombination. Gene Ontology annotation, molecular function: ATP-dependent activity, acting on DNA; four-way junction DNA binding; single-stranded DNA binding. The transcript is spliced from 5 exons. The record is from RefSeq and is a predicted model, not a curated record.
UUCACUUGGUCAACCGUCACUGCAUAUUACUGUCAGCUGUACUUUGCACGUGGAUUUAUUAUUUAUUAUCAUUUUAAUUAUUUUUGUUUUUGUUUUUUCCCUCUGAUUUCGAAAUUUAAAUUUGUGCAAACAUCUUAUUAAACUGAGGGCUUCCUGUGCUUAAUUAUGUGAAAUAGAGUUUUAACUGGGUUGAUCUACCAGCAAUCAGGAAGAAAUAACAUACUUAUUUAAUACAGAAAAAAUGUACCGGAUAAGCAGGAUGACUUGCCCAUCUCUGUCCCGAGAACAAAUUCAUGAUUUACGGGAAAUGGCUGAGAUGACGAAACUGAUGGACUUGGCCAUGGCGGAAAACAAGUCAAAGGUCAUGACCGCUGCUAGGUUGAACCUUGCGGAGUACGAAGCUCUGAAACAUGGUGUUAUCCAGAUUAUUCUGCCACCUCCGAUAUUUUCAACGAAUCUCUGUAUGGGGUCCUCAGCCUAUUGUACGCCUAGAUCCACUGGAAUUAAGGGGCUGGAUAAGUUGUUAGACGGUGGAUUGUGUGGAAGUGAGAUUCUUGAGCUUUACGGGGACAUUGGAACCGGAAAGACGCAAAUGUGCUUUACCAUAUCCUCUCAAAUUCUAAAGUCUGAAGAUACUGUAGCGUAUUUUGACCUUAAAAGCAACUUUUCGGCUACCAGAUUGCUUCAGUGUUGCGGAGGUGGACCUGAAGCACGAGAGAGAUUGCGUAAUAUUAAAGUUAUUCGACCAUGCAACCUGGUCCAGGUGGUUGAAGACGUCGAAGAAAUACGAUGUAAAAUUGCACAUAGGAAAGAUGACUUUUGGGCAAGGCUGAAGUUGAUAAUAUUUGACUCGGUGCCUAUGAUUAUUUACCCCGUGAUUGAUGAGAGUGUCGCUUCCUGGAGGCAUUACCAAGAAAGAAUUAUAGAGUCCAUUCUUAAGUUAUUCAAAUUAAAUGACGGAAUUGCUGUGAUAUUUGUAAAUCAUUCCGUAACUCAAAGAUCAUAUGGAUUGUCCACCAAAAGCCUAUUUCGUGGAAUCGUGGACCAAAGGAAUUUUACAACCAAGGCAGCUUUAGGAUCCAGUUAUUGGGGACACAAGCCAAAUUUCCGUCUUUUACUCCUUAAAAAUCCAAAAAUUCAGGGUGAAUACAGUGCUACCUUGCGAAAAUCGGCAAGGACAAAGUGUGGACAACAAUUUUCUUACGCCAUUGAAACAUUAGGCAUCAAAUCCUUUUAAUUUAAAUUAAAAUAUUUAUUUUCUUCCGUAGUUAAAAAACCGAAAUAAAUCAUACACAUGUGUCAAUAUGACUAUUUGCAUUA